CAGCUUAUUUUGUAUUUCAUAAAUAUAUAAUGUGAUUUAAAACAACUAAGAGAUUUGUGCACACUAAUAUCUAAGUAUUUUUAUUCAAUUUGGAGUUGAUUGUGGAUGGACGAACAAAGGUCUCCAUUAUGGAUUGAGGUGCAAUGAUACCGUUUUACCUGGUCGCUCAACAGUUGAAUCAUUCCUAGUAUUUCAGCAACAGAUAAUACUAUGCCUGCUGUGCCAAGACCUGGAAGCUUGAAAGACCCAGAGAUAGCUGACCUCUUCCAGAAAGAUGAUCCUGAAAAAAUAUUUGAUGACCUACGGGAAAUUGGACAUGGUAGUUUUGGUGCUGUUUAUUAUGCCCGUUGCCUUAUCACAAAAGAAAUUGUUGCAAUUAAAAAGAUGUCAUACUUGGGUAAACAGAGCUUGGAAAAGUGGCAAGAUAUCCUGAAAGAAAUUAGAUUCUUAAGACAGUUGAAUCACCCGAACACAGUUGAGUACAAAGGAUGUUAUCUGCGUGAUCACACUGCAUGGCUAGUCAUGGAAUAUUGCCUUGGCUCGGCAUCCGAUAUAAUUGAAGUUCACAAAAGACCACUGAAAGAAGAAGAAAUUGCUGCAAUCUGUGAAGGUGUUUUACAAGGUCUUCAUUAUUUACAUUCUCUAGAUAGAAUUCACCGUGAUGUUAAAGCUGGAAAUAUCCUUCUUACAGAAAAUGGAACUGUAAAGUUAGCAGACUUUGGCUCAGCAAGUAUUAAGUGCCCAGCAAACAGUUUUGUUGGAACACCAUAUUGGAUGGCUCCAGAAGUGAUCCUUGCUAUGGAUGAAGGUCAGUAUGAUGGUAAGGUGGAUGUUUGGUCUUUAGGCAUCACAUGUAUAGAACUUGCAGAGAGAAAACCUCCUUACUUUAAUAUGAAUGCUAUGAGUGCUUUGUACCACAUUGCUCAGAAUGAUACACCAGUCCUUCAGUCAACAGAAUGGACUGAUACAUUCAGACAUUUUGUUGAUUCAUGCCUUCAGAAAAACCCAUUAGAAAGGCCGACAUCUGGAAAACUGUUAUCACAUUCAUUUGUUAAUGGCCUAAGGUCUCCCCAUGUUUUGAUAGAUUUAAUUCAAAGAACCAAAGCUGCAGUCCAUGAGCUAGAUAACCAAAAUUAUAGAAAAACUAAAAAGAUUCUGAUGAUCGAUUCAUGUGAAAGUGAGAGUACUGCAGGAGAUGCUGAUGACACCCCAGACGAGCAAACAGGAGCGGACAGUAGCAAGAGUGAUAGUAUUACAUCGGAGCACUCUGUGCAAUCAAUGGGUGUAAGUGCUUCUUCUCAAGGCAGCUCAACUAACAGCAUUCCUCCUGCUCCAGAAGCGAACCAUGACAGUUGUUAUCCUCCAUCAAUGCGUACUCGUCACAAAGGAAGUAAUUCCAGUGCUUUGGUUGAACACGGUCCAAAUAAUUUUGCUACUCUGAGAACUACCUCUAUUGUAACUAAACAACAGAAAGAACACAUGCAAGAAGAAAUGCAUGAACAGAUGAGUGGCUAUAAAAGAAUGCGAAGAGAACAACAAAGUGCUCUAAUAAAACUAGAGGAAAGAUGUAAAGUAGAAAUGGACAAUCAUAAACAAGUUUUAGACAAAGAAUAUGAAGCACUCUUACAACAGUUUAGUAAGGAAUUGGAAAAAUUGCAGAUGAAACACCAACAGGAUCUUGAAAAGAAAAUGAAACAAAAUGCCAGUGCAGAGAAGAAGCUUCACAAAGAAAUAAGUAGUCGCCAAGAACAGGACCGAAAAGCUUUUGAUGCUCAUAAAAAGAAGGAGUUUAAAGCCAGUAAAGAAAGAUGGAAACGUGAACUCAGUCAAGAUGAUUCUACACCAAAAAGACAAAAAGAUGCAGCACUUCAGAGUCAACAGGAGAACAAGAAGCAAAUGGACGCUAGAGAAGAACAACAAUUGGCAUUGGGACAGAAAGAAUAUUUGGAACUAGAAAUCAGAAAGUUUCACCGUAAGAAACUACUAGCUUUUCAUAGUUUAGAACAAGAACUCCUUAGAGAAGAAUUGAAUAAGAGGCAACAGCAAUUAGAACAGGCUCAUUCCAUGUUGUUGCGACAUCAUGAGAAAACACAAGAACUUGAAUAUCGCCAACAAAAAGCAGUCCAUCAGCUAAGGGAAGAUCAGGUAUCGAGACAACACCAUACAGAGCAGCAGAAUCAGCAUGACUAUAUGACUCGAGCUGAAAGAGAUCUCAAGAAAAAACAUGCUCUUGAAUUGAAACAACAACCCAAAAGUUUGAAACAAAAAGAAAUGCAAAUCCGAAAGCAGUUUAGAGAAACUUGUAAAAUACAGACCAGACAAUAUAAGGCUCUUAAAGCGCAAAUCCUGGCCACAACCUCCAAAGACGAACAAAAAACUGUUAUAAAGAAAUUAAAGGAUGAGCAGAGACGAAAACUUGCUCUUUUAGGAGAACAGUAUGAACAGAGCAUCGCUGAAAUGCUUCAAAAGCAGUCUAUAAGAUUAGAUGAAUCACAAGAAGUAGAAUGCCAACACCUGAAGGACAGACUUCAUUAUGAACUUGAAAUUUUAAUGGCAUAUCAGAGCAAAAAUAAAAUGCAAGCUGAAGCCCAGAGGAAUAGGGAACGAAAAGAGCUUGAGGAUCGAGUCGCUGUAAGAAAAUCAUUGUUAGAAAGAAAAAUGGAGCUAGAAACAACACAGUUUCUUCAAGAACGUUCUGAGAGAAUUCGUCUCUUACAUGAAAAGCAAGACCGAGAAUUGGAAGAUUUUGAUGAAGAAUCAGCAAGGCUUGGAUUUAGUGCUUUGGCAAUUGCAGAAGCUUCAAAGGAAUCAUAUCCUGAUGAUGAUAGUCUCUCAGGAAGCAUGCUCAGUCUAGCCCAUAGCAAUUGUCCCAAUCCCUAGUCCUAUAUGUACAUUAACAGUUUUAGACGCAUUUUUAAAUUAGACAACUAUUAAUGUUCUUAAGUGAUUUAUAUAAGAUUUCACCAUGAAAACAUGUAUAGAGUGUUACAUUGGAAAAAAUACAAAAAGUGUACAGUUAACCAAGUAAUUUGCAACGAUACAAAGUGGCUCGGCCAACAAUAAAUAAUUGCAUAAAGUUCUUUUUGUAAAACUUUGAUAUUUCAUUUUAUUUUAAAUAUUCUAUACAAUCAACUCAUGAAUAUAUAGGCUUUUAGCUUUAUUAACUUAUAAAAACUCCUUUUUAGAUGUUAUAUAAAUCUUAAUACUUUAUAACACUACUAUAAUCUGCAGUUAAUAGUAAAGUGUUUUUUGUUUGCUUUUAUGUUAUCUAUUUAUUUUGUAUAUUAACAUACAUGAAAUAUUAAAAUUAUUUCUUAAAGUGUCGAUAGUAUUUGUUGUUUACUAUCAAGUAAACAUUUAAAUAUUAACUUACAAUUUGUGCUAAUAUCAAAUUAUCUUUCUGAGAGUUGAUUGUUAAUUUGUUUUCCAAGUAAAUAGAGCAGGCUAAAAUAAAUAUGUUAUUAUAGUGUUAAUUAUGUUCUCUCCAUGAAAAAUGAAGAAGUUGACUUUUUACUUGUUUGUUAGCAAAUAAGUUACACUUCAAAAGAAGCAUAUAAUUUGAAAUUAUUAUGUCUACUAUGUUUUUACAAAUUAGAAAUUAAAUUUUAAUUUAAAGUUGCUAGAGAAAAGUUUUUUUACAAAAUAUUUAUGGUUUCCAACACUGUGUAGUUUAAAAUUUAUAAUAUUAUUAGUGAUUACUGUAACAGUAUCAAAUGUAAAGGAGGAAAUACACUAGCUAAAGGUUAUGUAUUGUCACUCAAGUUUAUAGUGUGACUAUUAAUAAAAAAUUCAUUCUAUUUAUAAAAAGUAAACACUGGAAUCUAUGCAAUUGUUAGUUAAAUUAGUUAUUGGUUUAAAUUGUUACACUCAAUUCCAUGAGUGUAGUGAGUGAGAGUAUAGUGCAGUGUAGUAUGUAGAUGCUAUUUUUCAUAUUUAACCUUGAAAAAGGUUCUGUUUGUGGAAUUAAAUAUUUGCUCUAUUAAUACUAUGAUGUUUACUUUUUACUCAUUGUAUUUUAUAUAAACAUUAGAUCGGCUAUGUGGCUACAUAAUAUAAAUACAUUAUUAUUUAAUAUUUAUCCUUAUUCAUUUAUUCAAGAUGUCUAAAACAGUUUAAAUCUUCAACCUAUAAUAAAGACCUCCAGCCUGUUCUAAGAUAUAUUCAAUAAAUUCUGCAUGCUAUGCAUUUCUUUAAAUUAAGUAAACAUUAGUUUCAAAAUGAUUAUAUUAUUGGAUAUUAUGCUUGUAAAUGGAAAUUAGAAUCAUUGGACUCUAAUGAUGUCGAUCACAAACUAAUAAUUUAGUACGGAUAUAAUAACAAUAAACAAUUUGGUGGACUCCUACUCAUGUUGCAGUUACAAAUUGAAAAGUGCUGUACCAAGAAUAGCCUAGUAGAAUGAUCCUGAGCCUAGGUACAAAAAAAGACACCAAAUGGUGGAAAGGGAAGAGGGAGGGAUUGAUGACUUUGUUGAGCUAUUAGAUCAUUAAGUCCGCAAUUGUUUUACACUUAUCUGUCACUACAUUCUUUUGUUCCUGUGAAGUUUUAUAAUUUGAAUAGAAUCUUAGUAUAGUUUAAAACCUACCAUGGCCAUGCCUAUAAUAUUCAAUCGUUUAUAUUCUUUUGGAAAUGUUGACAGUUAUAUAAUUUCAAACCUUGAAUACUUGAUGAACAGAUUGGCUUGGUCAAAACUAGCAUUAUAAUGUUCAGUUCUUCUUUAGUAUUCUUUAAAACUUAAUUUAUGAACAAAUUAGUAAAUUUUAGACCAAAACUCUUGCUUAUAGCUUCUGAUUUAGUUUUUUAGAACUGUGCCAAUUAAACACAAUUGAUUAUCAUAAAAGUACAUUUCUUCACUUUAAAAAAUUCAUAUUUACAAUUGUUCAUAUUCAUUUUACAUGUAGUAAAGUAAAUUUUGUUAAUUUAUUUAGUUGAUUAAACAAAUUAAGUUGUUUAUAUGUUAUAAGAAAGUUUUUAUUGCAAAGAUAAAAUAUAUGUAUGUUUUGUUUUCCUUAUAAUUUUUAAUUUUGCUAAAUAUAUUUCCAUUCGCUUUUACAACCACUGUAAAAUAUUGGUAUUGCAAUAUUAAGUAGGUUCAUUGCAAUAUGCUAAAACACAUUUCUGAAUAGGUUAGGUAUUAUAAAUAUACAGUAUAAGGAACAAUAAUGCUGAUAUCUUUGUAAAGCUUAUAUGUAAUCUUUAGUGUAACGAGUCACAUGUUUUUAUGUGACAUUUUUAUAUAGAUGAUAAUUAUAACAUAAGCCUAAUAUUUUGUACAUAUAAAUAAACGCUUGCAUGGACAAUGGGAAAUUGUUUUGAUAAUUAUGUGGCCGUCAGUAUUACAUCCAUUUUAUGACUUAAAAUUGCUUUUAUUUUUAAUGGUAAAUAAUCAUAGUGUGUGAAACCUUUUUUAACACUGGAAUCAAUUUUAUGAGCAAAAUUUAAAGUACUAUUACAGCUUUGAUUAAAAUAUUUCUUUUCCUAUAUUUGCCAUUUCAGAUUGAUGCUGAACAUAGCCAGUCAUCAUCUAUAGUUGUAUAAACAAAGGUGCAAUUUAAUUAAAACAAUUUCUCGUUUUUAUAUUAAUGUUAUAAAUAUUUAAGUUCAUUAGUAGUAGACUUUAUGCAUUAUAAAUAUAUUGCUUUAUGAGAACAGUGUUAAUUGUUACAUACUCAUCUUACCCAUUUCUAAUAUAUAAAAUUAUGUUGAUUAAAUGAUAUUCAUAAGUUUUCAGGUAAUGAGAACUUAAUAUUUUCAAGACUUCUGUUUAUAAUUCAUAAUUUGAUUUUUCGUAAGUUCACAUUUAUUUAUAUUUGUAUAAUGUUAGCAGGGAGAAGAUUUUGCUAUGUUGUAUAUGGCUUUAUAAACGUAUAUUCAAUUUUACGUUGAUUCUGUGGAUUAAUAAAAACUGAUUUUAAC
Homalodisca vitripennis (glassy-winged sharpshooter) is the source of this 5913-nucleotide messenger RNA. RefSeq names its product serine/threonine-protein kinase Tao (gene Tao). Gene Ontology annotation, biological process: protein phosphorylation. The transcript is spliced from 3 exons. Lineage: Eukaryota; Metazoa; Arthropoda; Insecta; Hemiptera; Cicadellidae. The record is from RefSeq and is a predicted model, not a curated record. The coding region runs from base 211 to 2880 and encodes 889 amino acids. Gene Ontology annotation, molecular function: protein kinase activity; ATP binding.